This is a messenger RNA of Owenia fusiformis, 8180 nucleotides long. NCBI's taxonomy places the organism in Eukaryota, Metazoa, Annelida, Polychaeta, Sabellida, Oweniidae. The record is from the annotation of a GenBank genome assembly.
CUGAGGUUUGAAGAGAUAGGAUCCAGGUUUGCUGCUUAGUGUUGGAAGGCUGAGAGAGAGGAUUAUACAUGUCUAUCGUUGCUUUGUGACGAUGUGGUGGGUGUCUAUGGUGUGUAUAGUGCUAGUGGCGGGCAGGGGAGUGAGCCAGAGCACAGAACACCAUCACUCUAGAGCGUAUGAGACAACAAAAUUGCUCUCCAGUCUGAAUGAUUACAAGAUAGUAGUUCCACAACGAAUUAAUGAAAAUGGCGACUUCUCACAUCAUAAACAUCAUUUUCAAAAACGGAGUAUACCUCAAAGUCCAUUUGAUGCAUUUGAACACGUGGAAAAUGAUUUUCACAAAGUGGAGUAUAACAUCAGUAUGGGAAAUGAAACUUGGAACCUCAAGUUAAAACCAUUCAAGGAGUUUAUCACAGCAAAUGUGGCCAUGCAAAAAUUGGAGAAUAAUGGAGAAACUGUACUGGAAUACCCAAAUGAGGAUACUUCAGGGGUGUUGCAUUGUUACUAUGAAGGACAUGUAAAUGGUGAUCUGGAGUCACAAGUAACACUCAGUAUAUGUCACAGCUUGUUUGGUCGGAUAUUUUACAAAGGUCAAGAUUAUUUCAUAGAGCCUCACCAUGGCGACAAUACUUCAGAGCCUACAGAGCGUAAACAGCAUGUAUUAUAUCAACAUCAGGAUCGUCAUGGUCACCAUCCUUCCCAACACUGUGGAACAGAAAGUGCAGCCAAUGCCAAACAUGAUAGUAUUUAUAAAAGACUGAAUUCUACCUUGAAAGACAUUAACAAACACUCAAAAUCCUAUCCACAUUUACGUCGCAAAAGGUCCGCAUCUCAUGAGCGAAAUGUAGAAGUAUUUGUUGUAGCUGAUAGAAAAAUGGUAGCUUACCAUGGAGAUGAUCUUCAGCAUUAUGUAUUUACUCUUAUGGCUAUAGUGACCAGUAUAUAUAGGCAUAGCUCCAUAGGCAAUUUAGUUAAUAUUGUAGUAGUCAAAUAUAUGCAGCUUGAAAAUAAGGAUGAUCCAAAAAUCUCAACGGAUGCAACUUCCACCCUUGAGUCAUUUUGCUUGUGGCAGCAAGCUAUGAAUGACGCAGAUGAUGAUAGUCCCUAUCACCACGACACAGCUGUUCUCAUCACUAGAGAAGAUAUAUGUAGAUCUGUCCGGAAGUGUGACACAUUAGGCCUGGCUGAACUGGCCACUAUGUGUGACAACUAUAGGAGUUGCUCCAUCAACGAAGACAAUGGUCUCAGUGCUUCCUUCACUAUAGCACAUGAACUUGGACAUGUGUUUGGCCUACCUCAUGAUGAUGACUAUAAAUGUACAAGUAAAUUUUCUGACCAGAAUGAUGGCAACUAUCAUGUGAUGGCCCCUACCUUGGACUACACCUCAGAACACUGGUCUUGGUCGAAGUGCAGCUCUACUUUACUCACUGAGUUCCUCGAUGCCGGGUAUGGUGAAUGCCUGCGUGACAAACCUAUGCAGAAAUAUUCUGAUACUCGCUUGAGGCACAAUCGUUACCACCACCGCGAGGUGAAGAACAAAUUACUUCAGUCUAGUCUGAGGAACAACAAGGUUAAGAUAGGAUAUUUCCAAGAGAGCAUAAAUGACAUUCCAGUACUAGAAGUGGGCCAGAACUUCAGUGUGGAUGAGCAGUGCGCUCUGAAGUUCGGCAAGGGAUCUGUUAUCUGCCCAUACGAUGUUCACUCUGCCCCCGAAUGCAAAAGACUUUGGUGUGUUAAAUCACAAACUGCAGGCUGCAGGACCCACCACAUGCCAUGGGCUGAUGGGACCAGCUGCACCUCCCUUGUUGGACAUAAUGGCAGGAAAAGGAGAUGUCCAGAUGGGAAGUGUUGGUGUCAAAAGGGGAGGUGUGAGGAGAAAAGGAUUGUAUGGUCUACACGACCAGUAGAUGGCAGUUGGGGAAAGUGGGCACAUUACGGGGCGUGUUCAAGGUCAUGUGGGGGUGGCGUAAUGAUGGCAAAGCGAGAAUGUAACAACCCACCUCCCUCAAAUGGCGGCAAAUUUUGCACUGGAAAACGAGUAAGGCACAAGGCUUGUAACUACAAAAAUAAGCCUUGUCCUUUGGGGUCUAACUUCAGGGCAGAGCAAUGUGCUGCGUUUAACAACCAAACUUUCAAUGACAACACACUUCCCCCUAAUGUGCAGUGGGUGCCAAAAUAUUCAGGGAUCAAGCUGGAGGAUCGUUGCAAACUUUACUGCCACGUGAAAUCUAGCACAAAGUAUGAUUUACUCAGGGACAAAGUAAAAGAUGGCACUAAAUGUCGCCCUGAUGCUUCAGAUAUCUGCAUCAAUGGCAAAUGUUAUCGAGCUGGAUGUGACAAUAAACUAGGCUCAUUCAAAAAGAACAACAAGUGUGGGGUGUGUGGAGGAGAUGAUUCAAUGUGCCGUACCAUUCGGGGACAAUACAACCAUCUGCGUAAUCAAGUCUAUGGUUACAAUGAGGUGCACAAGAUACCUGCCAGAGCCACAAGCAUUCAGAUAAGCCAGAAAUCCUACUUGGGCAACAGUUUUAAAGAUGACAAUUAUCUAGCUCUUAAGAAUGGGCGUACUGGAGAAUGUAUCUUGAACUGCCACUUUGUUGUGAGCAUACACCCGAAGGAAAUCAAACUUGGGGAUGCCAAGCUACAAUACACAGGGACCAAAAGCCUGGUAGAGAGGAUACAAUGCAACAAGACCAUUGAAGAUGAACUUAUAAUUAUGGUAUUAGCAGUUGGUACAUUACAGCCACCCAACAUUCACUAUUCCUACAUAGUGGCUGACACACGUUACACACGAGCGUAUGCCUGGUACCAGUAUGGUCCAUGGGGCACCUGUAACCAAACAUGUCAAGGGAGAAGACAGAGGGAACCUAUAUGUAUUCGGACAACAAACAACAGAGACAGAGUGCAUGAUCAAAGAUGUGCAAACCUGAUCAAACCCAAACCAAUCAUACAGCCCUGCAACAUGGAUUGCCAAGUCAGAUGGAAGAUCAAAGAGGGAGCGUGUAGUGUGACAUGUGGCAAGGGGGUAAGACAACAACGGGCCCAGUGUGUCAGGGUCUCCCAGGGAGAGAGCUACAUCAGUGAUAAGGCAUGUGAACAAAUAGAGAAGAAACCUCCCAAUGUGGUAGAUUGUGAAGUCCCCUGUGUGCAGACCACAUGGGACUAUACACGAUGGUCCAAGUGUUCGCGUACAUGCAAUGGUGGUAUCCAAUACAGAGAGGCAAGGUGUAUGUACAAUAACUUCAAGAGAGUGCCUGACUAUCAAUGUAAGGGAGACAAAGAAGUGAGAAAACCCUGCAACCAACAGCCAUGUGGAGACUGGAGUACCACUGACUGGGGAAAAUGUUCUGUGACAUGUGGAGAUGGUAAACAACACAGGUUGGUGAAUUGUAAGUUUGGCUCUACCACCGUCAGUGAAAAGUAUUGUCAUGCUACUCCUAGACCUAGGAACACUAUGUACUGUACAAUGAUGCCAUGCCCUGAAUGGAAGCACGGAAAUUGGGGACCAUGUGACACGACAUGUGGUAGAGCAUCAAAGCGGAGAGCUGUGGGGUGUAGGGCUCCCAAUGGUACAGCGAUGCCACCCAAGAUGUGUGACCCACAACAACAACCCAAGCAUGUUACACAAUGUUACCUGGCAGAGUGCCCCAUCACCACACUAGCGCCACCUACCACUCGCCCAACCACAACAACGACAACUACUACAACAACAACUACGCCACCUAUGAGAGCAAGGUGGAGAUAUGGUGACUGGGCUGAGUGCUCUGUCACUUGUGGCAAUGGCGGUACUAGAAGACGCUAUGUUAUAUGUUGGAAUGACUUUGCAAAUGCAGCUACAGAUGACUGGUAUUGUCAACAUCUAGAACGCCCCAGUCAGACUGUUGAAUGUAACAUGAUGCCAUGCAGUCAUUGGAAAGAGGAAGCUUGGGGUGAUUGUUCCGUAUCAUGUGGUGAAGGUCACAUGACAAGGAAAGUGGAAUGUAUCAUGUUAGAUGGACAACGAGGCAAGGACAUUGAAUGCAAUGCUGCAAUUAGACCUUCCAGCACAAAGAUCUGCAACAGGCAAGAUUGUAUUUCCAUCAAUGACUUUUCCCGGGACUUUGACAUUAAGCCAAUUAAUAACAAUGUUGAGGGUACCAGGUACUGGAGAAUGGGACCUUGGAGCCAGUGUACUGAGACAUGUGGUGACGGCUGGCAGAGACGUAUCGUUGUGUGCCAAGAUGAGAAUAGAUACUACAGAGAGUCAUGUGACCCUAACCAUAAACCUCCUGAGAUGCGUAAAUGUCGUCUAAUGCUGUGCCCAAUGUGGUGGUACGGUGACUGGGGACAGUGCUCCAAGAGCUGUGACAAGGGCCACCAAGACCGACCCAUAGAGUGUAAACUACCGAAUGGUACCUCCAUUCCCACACAUCAUUGCGAUAAAAGAGAUAGACCUACUGGGAGACGAUACUGUGAGGUGAAGAAAUGCACCGAGGAAGAAAGAAGACGCGGUCGUUGGCGAAAGCAGCGUUGGUCAGCGUGCUCGGUGGAUUGUGGUAAGGGCAAGAAGUAUCGUCAGGUGAAAUGUGUUGAUAAAAAGGGGAACGAACUAAGUGCAGAUAAUUGUCCAGAGAAACGACCCAAGACGACGCGACGCUGCCGCGCUAGAGAGAAAUGCCCACAUUGGCACAUUGGGCAUUGGACGAAGUGUUCGGUGACAUGUGACACAGGGUCUAAGAUGCGUAGGGUCUUCUGUGUACAGGGAAAUUCCAAGCGACCAGACUCAGAUUGCCAUGACAAACACAAGCCUAAACCUCAAGUUAUUGACUCAUGUUGGUCCCAGAAUUGCACAGAAUACAUAUGGAAGAAGACAAAAUGGUCACAGUGUUCUCGAACAUGUGGUUUUGGGCGUAAACAGAGAGAUGUGCGCUGUUAUGAUGUUCUAACACAACAGGAAGUUAGUGGUGCUCUCUGUGAGGAGAAAGUGAAACCAAAGAGUUCCCGCAGAUGUAGCAGUAUGCCAUGCCCUUAUAAUUGGCAUACUUUGGAAUGGUCUAAGUGUUCCACAUCAUGUGACGAGGGGGUGAUGAAGCGUGUAGUGGAGUGCCGCGCGGUGACAAAGGAGGGCUGGAUAAUCCCAGGUCACAUUCCAGGGAAGUGUAUGGAUACAGAAAAACCUCCAACAGUGCGUUACUGUAACCUAGGAUAUUGUAACGCACUCUUUCACUGGCACAUGGCACCAUGGUCUCAGUGCUCUCAGACAUGUGGUGUAGGGCACCAGAGACGGCAUGUCACAUGUGUCGACUUGCAAGGCAAGAAACAUUCCAGACGCAACUGUGUACAGGCCAACAAGCCUAAAAAUUCCAGAACAUGUCAGUUAGCACCAUGCUAUGCCAAGACAUGCAAGGAAAUGAAAAGAAUCUCAGCCAUCAAGAUGGAUGGUGACUAUAAUCUAGUGGUCCAAGGGCAGUUUCUUAAGGUUUACUGCCAUGAGAUGAGACGAUCUCAUCCAAAAGAAUACCUCACCCUUUCUUCAGGGGAGACUGAAAAUUUUUCAGAGAUCUAUGAUAAAAGAUUAUUUGAGCCAAGUACUUGCCCAGACAAUGGCACUAGGAACGCAGCUUGCCAUUGUGCCAGAGAGAUCUACCAACAGUCAGGAUUCACAGCAUUCAACAAGAUUAGGAUAAAUAUUACCUCACUACAAGUCAUAGGUGAUGACUUUACAUUCAGCUAUAGUAAAGGUGCCAACCAGAUACCAUUUGGUACAGCAGGAGACUGCUAUAGUGAUCGGGAUUGUCCCCAGGGUCGUUUCCGUAUGAACCUGAUGGGCACAGGCCUCUAUGUGUCCAAGCAAACUGAUUGGGUGUCAGAGGGCCACAGUACAGUUCAAAGGAUAUACAAGUCAGAUCAAAACAACCGUAUAGAUGGCGUGUGUGGAGGGUUCUGUGGCACUUGUUCCCCAUACAAACAUAAAGGCAUUCAAUUACAGCUCAUGCCAGACUGACAGCAUUAGCACAUUCACUACAGCACCUGCCAAUAGGGCGGCGCCACCGCUUCCCGUCAUGAUUGCAUAUUUAGCGACAACUUCCAGUUGCGUUACCUCAAGAUAUGCAAAUAAUGGAAUUUCUUAGCCAGUAAAUAAAAACAGUUGAACGAGUUGAUAGAAAUUUAGGUCUGACCUUAUUGGCCAGUUUGACUAAUUGUCAAAAAAAUAUGACAUAUGGAAAACCAGACAUUAGAACAUUACAAAAUGACGAAUGCUGGUUUCUGUAUGGAGACCACUAACUAGCUGGUCUUAUUCAGGAUUCCAUUCACAACACUGCCAUGUUGAGAAAGAGUUCUGUAACCAUAGCAACACAUAACACAUAUUGUUACUGAGGAGGUUUCUGUAACAUAGAAAUAAAUGACAACCCAGUUACAAUGGAAUUAACUAGCACUUUCACUGCCAGGCUAUUUAGCUGAAAGUAAUUUCUAUUCUUUUGGUAUUCUAUAUACAUGUAUACAUGAUUGUAUGUUCAUUGUUGUUAAUGUUUGUAUGUAUGUAAUGUACAUUGUUCUUGAUGUUUGUAAUAUGUACAUUGUUAUUAAUGUACAUUUUUACCGAGACACAUUAUUGUGUGAAUUGGACACACUACCACAAUAUUAGUGGACCAAUGUUUUUCAUACUGAGAUUUUUUAAAACUGAAAUUUAGAAGUUCUUAUUAAUGUAUUGGUGGUUUACUAAUGUCUGUUUGUAUUUAUUACGAAGGAUCUUUUAGAGAGUUCAACUUUAAAACGUCUCUCCCAGGUAUUACCAUGGAAACAGGAACAUGUGGCACAUCCAUUGUGGUAAUAAUUAUGACACAGCCACUGUGUCUCCAUGGCAAUACCUGGUGUGAGAUGAAUGAUCUGAAAUAUGUAUAUUAGCUGCCUUGUUAUAUAAGCUGCCUUGUUAUAUAAGCUGCCUUGUUAUUUAUUGCUGAGUAAGGUAUUCACAUUAACAGUUCAUCAAGUGUUUGGUACAAUCUUGCCGAGUUUGAGCAUAUUGAUGAAUGAUGAUGUUGUCAUACAAUCCAUCUUACAUUACAUUCUCCAGGUGCAACAUGAGUUGUUGAAUUUCUCAAACUUUGGAUCAGUACACUCAUUAGUUUAGUGUGUACACUCAUUAGUGUGAACACUCACUAGUGUAAAAACCAUUGACAGUUGGAAUAUCAUGGAAAAAUACUUUAUUAUUAUGUAGUUGAACUGACUGUUACCUCAAUCAGCCAUAUUACCAUGUGGUGGUUUGUCUUCCAUAUAUUGUCCCUUUCUAACUGAAUAUAUACUUACAUGUACCUCACUUUACUGUAGAUGCUGCCUUUUAAAAGUAUGGAGUAGUAGGGUGGAUGCAUUCUCUUGCCAGUGUUGCCUAUGUAACAUUAACCUCUUCAAUACCAGAGCAUAUUUCAUUUUCCAAGUUUUUGCCAUUUAACUAUCUUAAUACAAAAUGUUCAUUUUGAUGAUAUCAGUUACCGUAGACCAAUCAUAUUCACUUUAUUACAUAAUUUGUGCAAAUGCAUUUUGUUUUCCCAUUUGCAUUUAUGACCCAUUGUUUUGUUUUCAUUAUCCAAUGAAUGAACAGUAUGUUAAUACCAUGUAAAUCCGCAUUUGAAUUCUUGUUGUCAAGUGGAAAGAUUCAAGUCAUAUAUAGAUCAACUGAUUUUACAAAUAUCAUGCCUCAGUCUCUUAUAUUUCUAUGUUGGUACUGCAAGCCUAGGUAACUUUGUUUCUAUAGAAAUUACUACUCGUAGCAUAUAAAGUCUCAUAUUUCAGUUUUAUGAUCAUGACUUUGCACAUUGUCACCAUUAUUUUUUAUGUCACCUUGUAUGUUGGUAUCUGAUAUAUUGACACCAGUUUAUCCAUUGAUACUUCUAAUACUGACAUCAUUAGCUCAUCAAUGUAGAUUAUGUUGACACCAGCUACCUACAUUUUUGUUUUAAGAUAAAUUAGAUAUUUGACAGGUUAAUAAACUUAAUAUGCUCAUAUAUGGAAUCAUUAUGUUUGCAGCUAUUUUUGGUAUAUAUAUUAUGUAACAUAUUCAUCAAGUAAUUUCAAGAUCUCGACUAAACUAACUGCUUAUGGAAUAUGAUUGAGAAAUGGCUGCACCUUCUAUGACAAAUUUUACAGUUACAGUAAAGAACUGUCAAGUGGAACAUUUUUGUAAGUGGAACACCUCUGUAAGU